AUUCUGUAGGUCCAGCCCAUUUCUCCCACCGUCUGAAGCUGGAAGUUCAUGAGACAGCAGGAGAAGGAGUGGCUGUGGGCGCCGCAUCUCUACCCCACUGCAGUUUUCAGUGGACUAAUUACUUUUCAAUGGCACUGAAUCACCGUUGAUCACUCUGAAGCUUUAUAGUUGUUGCGGGCUGCCAGUCUUCAACCAGGAGUGAACACAGCAAGAGAAAUCGCACCAUCGGGCCGCGGGGUAUUGGCUGAAAUCAGAAAACAUGGGCACCGUUCUCUCUUUAUCUCCCGGAUCUGGGAAGGGAGGAAUCGCGGAGGAGAAAUCGGACUCAAUGGGGGGUUAUUCGGCAAUCCCAAACAGUAAAAACGGCAAAACGGAGAAGAGUCUAAAGAGACAUUCCGUGAUCAUUUCGGCACUCACCUGGAAGAGACUAGUGGCUGCGUCAGCUAAGAAGAAAAACGCUAAAAAGAUCAACCCCAACCCCCCUGCGUCGCAGGCCAACAACAACCCUGUGGAGCAUCUGAAUAACGAGAAUUUGAAAAAGUCUCAACAGCAACCCGGUUCGGAUCGAAAAGUGUCUCACCGGGAACAGAAAUCCGUUCCACUAGCUGUUCCAGUGCCCACCGUUCCUAACCAAAGCCUCCAUCCGAACCAGACCCAGAACAUUACGCAAAAUGGCAAGCAGCUCAUCUCCGUGCCGAAACAGGCAAGCAACCGGUCUCUGUGCUCCCCGAGACGAGUGAUCGUGCAGGCAUCCACCGGGGAGCUGCUGCGCUGCCUGGGAGAGUUCAUGUGCAGAAGAUGCUUCAGGCUGAAGGAACUGAGCCCCAACGAGAUCAUCCUGUGGUUCAGAAACGUGGACCGUUCGCUGCUCCUCCAAGGAUGGCAGGACCAGGGCUUCAUUACACCUGCUAACCUGGUAUUCGUUUACCUGCUGUGCAGAGAGGCUGUAAGCGACGAAAUCAACAGCGAAUACGAACUUCAAGCGGUCUUCCUCACCUGUCUGUACCUGGCCUAUUCCUAUAUGGGGAACGAAAUUUCGUAUCCCCUGAAACCAUUUCUAGUGGAGACCAACAAGGAGGUCUUCUGGGAAAGGUGCCUGCGGAUCAUUGAUAAAAUGAGUGCCAAAAUGCUACAGAUUAAUUCCGAUCCACACUUCUUUACUCAGGUAUUCCAGGACCUGAAAACCGAAGGAGAAAGCAGAGAAUCAAAUGGACACUGGACUAUCAAUCUUGACCGUUAAGAAGGCGUUCUGAAAUGAUGGACAUCUAGGAUCAAUAUAUCCGCAGCAGCACCCUGAAUAAAUGGGGCUAAUUUAGGGGCUUGGGGAAAAAGUGGAAUGGAAAGGUGGUGUGCACUAGAGCCUUUGGAUCAAAAUAGAUUGAGGUAUCCCUUUUUCUGAUAAGAGGCGUUUCUUUGUUGUAUAUCACUGUAAAUUAAAUACCCGUAAUGAUACUGUGAAUCACAGUACGUUGGGAGCUUUUUCGGGGAAUGGGGUGUAAAAGAAAUGCAUGCCUACUGUUUAUCCUAAAUGUUCUUUCAACGUGGCUUUAAAAUGGGUGAUAUUAAAGAGCUGCAGUCAAGCAAUCAAAUUGUUAGCUAGUCUCUUGAUGUUUAGGUUAUAUAUUUGUAUAUUUAUUUCAUUUUUUUGGGGAAAAGGGACUACAGAAAGCAGUGUUACUGUUUUGGAGUCGACGUGGAGCUGUCCAAGGUGCUGGCCUUUCUCGGAUUUAUAUUGCACAUUAUUAAUAUUAAACCUCAUACUGUCUAUUUGAAUGUACAAUUUCACAAGAAAAUGUUACUAUACCGUCAAAAUGUGCCAAUAUUGUUGAAAUGUAUAAAACGUAUUGUUUUAUAUUGUAUAUUUAAACAAAACAUUAUAAAUUAACGAUAUCCAGUUAAA
Erpetoichthys calabaricus (reedfish) is the source of this 1900-nucleotide messenger RNA. It is a transcript of the gene cdk5r2b, whose product is annotated as cyclin-dependent kinase 5, regulatory subunit 2b (p39). The coding region runs from base 260 to 1240 and encodes 326 amino acids. Lineage: Eukaryota; Metazoa; Chordata; Cladistia; Polypteriformes; Polypteridae. Gene Ontology annotation, biological process: positive regulation of cyclin-dependent protein serine/threonine kinase activity; brain development; activation of protein kinase activity. The record is from RefSeq and is a predicted model, not a curated record. Gene Ontology annotation, molecular function: protein kinase binding; cyclin-dependent protein serine/threonine kinase activator activity. Gene Ontology annotation, cellular component: cytoplasm; protein kinase 5 complex. The transcript has a single exon.